AUGAAUUCGGUUCUGCUCCAUGAUCCGGAUCAGGCCAAUGCCGGACACUAUGCGGUUGGUUUGACCAGUGUCUAUCAGACCCUACACGAUCGAUUACUUGAGGCCUUGCAAAAAUGGGUUCCACCGGAGGAUGCUUCCGGUGAAUCCGUAGUGAACAUGUCCUCACCACAGUCGCAACAUUCGCCUGGUAACCUGGAGAAUCCCAACGGCAAAUCACGAACUGUUCCGUUUCCCACAACCAACACUACCGAACGGUGUUUAAUGGCUCCCGGUGGAUUACAGAUUGAUCUAUCUAAUCUGCAAUUCUUAUUGGCGAGGUCUGUACAAUCCCCGAUCGUUAGCCAAUCCUCGCAGUUAUCAUCAGGACUGACUAUUGUGACGGGAUCGCCUGCCAGUGUGGUGGACACUUCUAAAGUCGAUGAGCAGCAAUGUGAUUCUUCUAGGGUUAGCCACAACACUGUUGACACUCGGGUCCACCCGCAGGCGCAUUUCUAUUCGCCUCUCAGAGUUUGUACCACUGGGCCUCAGUAUCAAAUGUCAGAAUCCCUUGCUGCUCACUUGCUUACCGGUGAUAAGCAGUCCAAACAAUUCAAGAACGGAUUGACGUUGCCUUCCCAUAAAGACUCUGUAGACGCCGGAGAACAACAAUUUAAAUCAAUCAGUACCUCAUCCAACCUCUUACAUCAGCUGCUUAGCGGUGCAGACGUGACUCAGGUUCGUAAUCGAAGCGGGCUCCUCGAACCUACCUUGUGCACUAAACGGGUGACGGAAACGAAACAAUCGCAACACACAAGCCCGAAAGAACCACAUGCGGAAAAUGUAUCCGGUACCGGUGGGAAUCACAUCCCUGUCCCGUUCACCACGGCCACCAUUCCAAUUUCGAAUAUCCAACUCGUACACUCCUCGCCCAUGGACACCGCCAACGCAAUGAUUUCGACCGGUACAAAUCCGGAGACAUAUUUUCUCCAACAGUCCCUGUCCGGUUUCGCUUCGACCCUGGCUCCGUCCAUUCCUAACGGGUCCACGUCACUCGUGGAAAAAUUACUUUGUUUGCUCAUCGAAAUACAGAAAGCCCAGCAGUCCAGCGCAAGCUUCAAUUCGAUCCCGAUGAACAGUAGUGUUUCUCCUCGACCCAAUGCAAGUCCCUGUUCCACCGUGGUGGACGGUUUACCGAUCGGCACACCGAACUCACUAAACAGCCCGGUGCCUGGAUUUUCAGCCCCAUUUACAAACAGUAGUAGCAGUAGCAGCAGUGGCAGCGGUAGCGGUAGCCGUAGCGGCAGCAAUAGUAGCACACCGACACCCGCAGCUACCAUUCCUAUUCAUCAAGAUGUUACCGGUUCCGCUCAGUGCUUGCGUCAACUGUUGACCACUGCGACUGUCUCUCAUUCCGAUCCCGAUCACCUGUCCCCGGCCAAACACCAAGCACUCAAGCACAAUUCCAGACCGCAAUCACCUUUACGGGUUGGAAAAUCCAAGCUUCCCCGUGAAAUGUGGCCUUUGUUACAUUCUGAACCGGUCAGAGAAGAUAACAACAACAACAACAACAACAACAAUGAAAAGGGUGACAAUGUCAAUGCUUACGAACCCAGACCACGUAGCAAAAGUGAUAUUCCCAACAGUAUGAAAAGACAUUUACGUCUUGCACGGGAUUUUCGAUCGCGUAGUCAAACUAAACCGGAAAACCUAACGAGUCGAUCAUCUGGACCACAGUUCAUGGAAUCGGAGUCGGAAAGCACAUGUGAGCUGGAAUCCAGUUUAUUUGCCCAGUUGAUCCUCUCGCCUGAUUCUCCGACUAGGUCAAGUUCCCGUCAAUCGGAAACUGUUAACAAAGAGUUCUCACACAAUCCCGGUCACAAUGAAAGUCGAACUUCCGGUACGGGUGCGGGUGGUGGUGGUGGUGGUGAUCAGUACAGUCAGACACCAACCACCGAUUCCACACAUUCGACCACAUCGUCCAGGGAUUCAAUACGAUCGCCUAGCAGACCAACUCCUAUGAGCGUGACUCCGAUUGCAACCACUAAACUCACCAUGGAUGACCCACCGAAUUCUCCGUCACCGUUUUUGACUUGUCAUUCAGGCAGUCGGACUCAAGUUUUCGAAUGGCUACGAGAAUCCGAUUUGUUUGUGGCUGAGCACUGUUUUGAUAUUCCUUUAGGUGCCCUGCUUGCCACCGCAAUUAGUCCCGGUCGAGGUCAAUGGGCGGAACUGUGCUGUUCCGCCCUGUUCACUCCAAAUCCUCCGGUUGUGGAUCCGGUACCGGGAUUGGCCAAACACGUGGUGAACAAAUUGUGGCAUCAGCUACUCCUGGUCGCCCUGAUCGAGAACGGUUUUCGACCGCAAUGUGUGACCAGUCGAACCGGGAAUUCCUCGGCCCAAUCGGAUUUGAAUGAUUUGUCCAAAUCCGGCCGAAACCGAUCCGAUUUGCAUCAUGCACAACCGUUAAGAGACAAAGUCCUGCACGCCAUCUCUUCGUUGGCUGCUCUGGACAUGGAAGAAUCCCCGGCUCCGGAUGAACACCUAGUCGCGGAACUGGACCGUCUCGUAACCGAUGGCUCGCGGAUGAAGUUAACUCCCGGACUAUUCCGACUCAUACGUUACUGCAUUUUGGCACAGAAUGCGUAUCCACACCAUUUUUCAACCACCUACUCGGAAGCCCUGUCGGAACUGGAGGCAGAGCUCACGAGCACUCCAGGUGCUCCAGCCCUAACAGAUGUACUAAAACUGCUUAAUCACUUGCAUUGUUUUGAUGCGGGCACCCUGAAACAGUUUUUCGGUCUCUCGUCCGAUCCGAUCGGUGCGGUGAGCGCACUGCGUUCAUCACCGACAUUCACGUCUGCCGCCGAACUAUCACCAACCGCUGAGAUGAACAGCGGUAGCCAGAAUUUUGGUACAUUCAAGCGUAAAGCGGACGGAAUCGAUGACCUAAUUUCUUCAAACGCGGACACCAACGAGCAGGGCUCUAGUCCGAUUCCGGUUCGGUCUCGGGCCUACACGACGACUGGAUGCAAUAAGAGCGCUCGAAUUAGCACCUUGGCAUCAGGUAACGAAUCGGAGUCAGCACUCAUGGCAUCCGCUUCAGGUGUGGUUUUCCAGGGUCGACCUAGAAGCGAUACCGUGCCCCGUACAACACGUCAUAAUCGUCGUGCCGAGCGAUCAUGGCGGUUCGGGAUUCGGUAA
Molecule: messenger RNA, 3180 nt
Organism: Echinostoma caproni
Lineage: Eukaryota; Metazoa; Platyhelminthes; Trematoda; Plagiorchiida; Echinostomatidae
Source: the annotation of a GenBank genome assembly